AUGUCUGCUGAGUUUGUAUUACCCUGUUCCGGUCUGUACCAGACCAUCGCCAUGUUCAUCGUGGCCUACAUCAUCAUCGGCAGGACCGUGCUGUCAGUGUGCGCCAUCUCCACCAAUGGGGCGCUUGAUGCAGGCGGCGCCUACUACAUGAUCAGCCACGCGCUGGGGCCGGAGUUCGGGGGCAGCAUCGGGAUCAUGUUCUUCCUGACCAACGUGUGUGGGAGCGCCCUCUUCAUGCUGGGGCUGGUGGAGUCCAUCAUGGACACCUUUGGGGUCCCGCAAGGAGUCCUUGGAACAGACCUGCACUCGUCUGUCACAGGAGUCCUUGGAACAGACCUGCACUCGUCUGUCACAGGAGUCCUUGGAACAGACCUGCACUCGUCUGUCACAGGAGUCCUUGAAACAGACCUGCACUCGUCUGUCACAGGAGUCCUUGGAACAGACCUGCACUCGUCUGUCACAGGAGUCCUUGAAACAGACCUGCACUCGUCUGUCACAGGAGUCCUUGAAACAGACCUGCACUCGUCUGUCACAGGAGUCCUUGAAACAGACCUGCACUCGUCUGUCACAGGAGUCCUUGAAACAGACCUGCACUCGUCUGUCACAGGAGUCCUUGAAACAGACCUGCACUCGUCUGUCACAGGAGUCCUUGGAACAGACCUGCACUCGUCUGUCACAGGAGUCCUUGAAACAGACCUGCACUCGCUCCUGCUGCAGCGAGACUACAGCUUCCUGCGGGACAUCAAUGUCUGGCACCCCUUUGUCACCAUCGGGGUCUACUCCUCCACCCUCUCCGCAGCCAUGAGCAACCUGAUCGGGGCGUCCCGCAUCCUGUACGCGAUGGCCAGGGACGACCUGUUCGGAAAGGUGCUGGCUCCAGCCAAGAUGAUGUCCUGCAGUGGCAAUCUGUGGGCUGUCGUGCUCAUCUCCUGGUUUCUAGUUCAGCUGGUGCUGUUCUCAGGGAAGCUCAACACCAUCGCGGGGAUCGUCGCCAUCUUCUUCAUGCUGGUGUACGCAGCCAUGGACCUGGCCUGCCUGGCGCUGGAGUGGGCCUCCGCACCUAACUUCAGGCCCACGUUCCGCUACUUUACCUGGCACACCUGUGUGCUGGGGAUUGUGGGCUGCAGCAUCAUGAUGUUCCUCAUUAACCCUAUCUACGCCUCGGCCAGCAUCGCCUUCAUGCUGUUCCUGCUCGUCAUCAUCCACUACCUGUCUCCCACCAGCAGCUGGGGCUACAUCAGCCAGGCCCUCAUCUUCCACCAGGCGGUGAUAGAAAACACGCUGCCGUCGGACCCGCUGCAGUCCCGCUACGACUCCUGGCUCACCCUCAUCGACAAGCUGAACAUCAAGGCAUUCGUCAACCUCACCCUGGCUGACACCAUCCGGCACGGGGUGCAGCAGCUGCUCUUCAUCUCGGGCCUGGUAACGGCCCCCGAGGAGAAGCUCCAGCAGCUGCUCCGCGAGCUGCGCAUCAAGGCAGACAUCCACACCGUGGCCUGGGACUCCGUGGUGGCCCUGCACUGGCACAAACAGGCAGGAAGGAAGCCAGAGGAGGAGCUGGAGCUGGAGGAGGAGGACUUUGAGAACAGCUUCCCCAGCAACGCCACCCGCAUCUCCGAUGAUUACCUGCAGGCCAUCAACAGGAUGAUCCUGCAGCAGGCCUCGGAGCUGGCCGUGCGCUUCCUGUACCUGCCUCGACCCCCCGCGGACACCAGCCUGUACCACACCUACCUGCGCCACCUGGACAUCAUGACCAAAGACCUGGGACCCACUCUGCUCAUCCACGGAGUGACUCCCAUCACCAGCACUCACCUCUGA
Molecule: messenger RNA, 1818 nt
Organism: Acipenser ruthenus (sterlet)
Lineage: Eukaryota; Metazoa; Chordata; Actinopteri; Acipenseriformes; Acipenseridae
Product: solute carrier family 12 member 9-like
Exons: 11
Coding region: 1-1818 (605 amino acids)
Biological process (GO): chloride ion homeostasis; potassium ion import across plasma membrane; potassium ion homeostasis
Cellular component (GO): membrane
Molecular function (GO): potassium:chloride symporter activity
Source: RefSeq, a predicted model, not a curated record